Messenger RNA from Paramormyrops kingsleyae, 7337 nucleotides. RefSeq names its product diacylglycerol kinase beta-like. Gene Ontology annotation, molecular function: ATP-dependent diacylglycerol kinase activity; calcium ion binding. Gene Ontology annotation, biological process: phospholipase C-activating G protein-coupled receptor signaling pathway. NCBI's taxonomy places the organism in Eukaryota, Metazoa, Chordata, Actinopteri, Osteoglossiformes, Mormyridae. The record is from RefSeq and is a predicted model, not a curated record. Gene Ontology annotation, cellular component: plasma membrane.
ACAGUGAGCGGGACUGGAAACUAGGAAGAGUCUGGGAAUUAAGAAGAGGGAGAGAACGGGAGACUGGGAAUUAUGAAGAGAAAGAGGGAGGCAGGGACUGGGAAUUAAGAGGGAGAGAGAGGGAGACUGGGAAUUAAGAAGAGGGACAGAAAGAUGGAAGGACUGGGAAUUGAGAAAAUGGAGAGAGGGAGGGGCUGGGAAUUAAGAAGAGGGUGAGAGAGGGAGGGAAUGGGAAUUAUGAGGAGGGAGAGAUGGACUGGGAAUUAAGGAGUGAGAGGGGGCUGGGAAGGAGAGAAAGUGACUGGGAAUUAUGAAGAGGGAGAGACGGACUGGGAAUUAGGGAGAGAGAAAGAGGAACUGGGAAUUAGGAAGAGAGAAAAUGGUACUGGGAAUUAGGAAGAGAGGAGCUGGGGAUUAGGAAGAGGGAGAGAGAGAGAAAGAGAGAGAGAUGAUCUGGGAAUUACCAAGGGUAAUAGAGAGAAAGAGAGAGAGAGAGAGAGGAUCUGGGAAUUAUGAAGAGAGAGAGAGAGAGAGAGAGAGAGAGAGACACCGGGAGUAAGGAAGAGGGGAAGCAGGGCACGAAGCUUCAUUAAUUCUUGCUGGAAGGGCUGGAGGCAGCUUCAGUGCCAGGAACACCCUGCUCGCUGUGUGACGGUGCACGGCAGCGAGACUCUCCUUCGGCGAUAGAGACACUCCCCACAGUCUGCCUGCCUGGGACUGUUACAGUUAACCUGAUGCCAUAUUCCACUCCCUGAAUGACUAUCAGGGGGCAAAGGCUAUUGGAACAAUGCCGAGUCUCCUGCGCUCCAAGUUGGACCACGGUCAGGGACGGUCCUAAUCGGCAUCUCCCUGUCAAGAUGGGGAGCUGGGAAUGCUUGAGCCCAGCCGAGUUCAACCAGCUGCAGCAGUACAGCGAAUAUUCCACAAAGAACCUAAAAGAUGUGCUGGAGGAGUUUCAUGGAGAUGGUGUUCUUGCCAAAUACAACCCCGAGCAGAUGCAAGAUGUUCUCAACCAACCCAUCGACUAUGAAGGCUUCCAGCUCUUCAUGGCCACGUACCUUGAGAAUGACAUCCCUGAGGAAUUGUGCCGGCACCUCUUCACUUCCUUCAAGAGCAAGACAGGAACAGCCCCAUUUGAGGCUCCUCCUGCACGGGUCCUGGAGUCCAAGACGAUCGAUGCUGGCAUCUCCAUACAGACUGAAGUGGCCUGCGCUGCUGUUACAGGAAUGAAUGGAAAGAGCAUUCUAGCUGCCAUGGGCCGUCACGUGUCUGAACAGGCAGCUAUCGUGGCAAUGGGUCCAGCACCUGCCACCUCCCAACCCUGUGGCACAGACACCCCCUUCUGGUCACCCAGCUGCCGAAACAAAUCCCCAGGGGCUGAGAAAAACAUCCCAACGGCUUCUAAGUUCAAUGGCACCACAUCCCUCCUGAUGCCAGAACAGAGCCAGACGGAAAAGCCCCCGUCCCAGAGCGGGAGCCCUUCGUCACAAAAGGACACCACUGUGUCCGCACCCCAGGUGGUCUUCCUGAAGGACAUUGUGUGCUACCUGUCCUUGCUGGAGAGAGGGACACCAGAAGACAAACUGGAGUUCAUGUUCCGGCUCUACGACACGGACGGCAAUGGUCUGCUUGACAGCUCAGAGCUGGAUCGCAUCAUCAACCAGAUGGUCCAUGUGGCAGAAUACCUGGAGUGGGACUCCACUGAGCUGCGGCCGAUCCUGAAGGAAAUGAUGGAGGAGAUUGACUACGACCAUGAUGGGACCGUGACGCUGGAGGAGUGGAUCAGAGGAGGCAUGACCACCAUCCCAUUGCUGGUGUUGCUUGGAAUGGAGACAAACAUGCAGGAGGAUGGUCAGCAUGUAUGGAGACUCAAGCACUUCAACAAGCCAGCAUACUGUAACUACUGCCACACCAUGCUGCUGGGGGUGCGCAAGCAGGGCCUCAGCUGCUCCUUAUGCAAGUACACGGUCCAUGAGCGCUGUGUUUCCAAGGACAUCGCUGCCUGCAUCAGCACCUAUGCCAAGUCCCGCCGGGAUACAAGCGUGAUGCAGCACGUGUGGAUGGAAGGCAACUCAGCCACCAAAUGUGACCGCUGCCACCGGAGCAUCAAGUGUUAUCAGGGCCUGACCGGUCUGCACUGUGUGUGGUGCCACAUCACUCUCCACAACCGGUGUGCGUCAAGCGUGAAGCUGGAGUGUGACGGGGGGACGCUGAGGGACCACACCCUGCUACCUUCCUAUAUCUGUCCUGUGGUGCUGGAGCGCCAUUCUGGCAUGAAGCGCCCUGAAGGAGAGUCUCCACCCAGCAUGAGCCCUGAGGACCUCAGCCAGAACUUUAAGUUCACUGGAGAUGGACAAGGACUUCAGAUCACCCCACUGCAAGGAACACACCCUCUCCUAGUCCUGGUUAAUCCAAAGAGUGGCGGUAGGCAGGGUAAGAGGGUGUUGCGCAAAUUUCAGUACCUUCUGAACCCAAGACAGGUCUACAGUCUGGAUCGAGCUGGACCUACUGCAGGACUGAACUUCUUCCAUGAUGUGCCUGACUUCAGAGUUCUGGCAUGUGGAGGUGACGGGACCGUGGGCUGGAUCUUGGACUGCAUUGACAAGGCCAACCUUGGCAGGCAUCCACCAGUCGCAAUCCUGCCCCUGGGCACCGGGAACGACCUGGCGCGCUGCCUGCGCUGGGGUGGAGGGUACGAGGGUAGCAGCCUGCUCAAAGUCCUGAGGGAUAUCGAGUACAGCACAGAGGUACUGUUGGACCGCUGGAACAUUGACAUUGUCCCCAGCAAUAAGGAGGAAAAAGGUGACCCUGUUCCCUAUAGCAUCGUCAACAACUACUUCUCCAUUGGAGUGGACGCCUCCAUUGCUCACCGGUUCCACCUGAUGAGGGAGAAGCACCCGGAGAAGUUUAACAGCAGGAUGAAGAACAAACUCUGGUAUUUUGAGUUUGGCACCACAGAGACCAUCUCAGCCACAUGCAAGAAGCUGAAUGAGAGUCUGGAGGUAGAGUGUGACGGCAUCCUUCUUGACCUCAGCAGCACAUCGCUGGAGGGGAUCGCAGUCCUCAACAUUCCCAGCAUGCACGGCGGCUCCAACCUUUGGGGUGAGACCAAGAGGAGGAGGAACUACAGCCGCAUGAGCAAAAAGGUGCCAGAAAGGGCGCCGGUGAAUACUGUGACUGACGCCAAAGAGCUCAAGUUCUGCGUCCAAGAUCUGAGUGACCACCUGCUGGAGGUGGUGGGGCUGGAGGGAGCGAUCGAGAUGGGUCAGAUCUACACCGGGCUGAAGAGCGCUGGCCGCAGGCUGGCUCAGUGCACCAGCGUCGUCAUCAGGACGUCCCGCCUGAUGCCCAUGCAGAUCGACGGUGAGCCAUGGAUGCAGCCCCCCUGUACGAUACAGAUCACGCACAGGAACCAAGUGCCAAUGCUGUUGGGCCCCCCGCAAAAGACCCCCUUCUUCUUCUUCAGGAGGCGUAACAGAAGUCGAGACUAGCGGAAGGACUGCCAAGGACGGCCCUGCCUAACAGGCCCAGAGAAUGAUCGAUGCAGGCCCGUACUGCAGGGUACUUUGGGUUUGCCAAACUCGGCGUCUGGGCAGUCUAGCUGCCAAGGCAUGGCAUGGAAAGUGACACAGAGAUAUACUAUAGACAACCCCUCCAGCAAUGUUUCCUCUAAACCCCCCCGAGAGGUGUGCCUCUCACACCGUAACCCUAACCACCAGUCUCCAAAGCUCCCUGCGUAUUUGUGGGCUCAAAUCCCUUUGACCACUGCAGACCCACUAGUGAAGCUGUUCCUCUUCUCAGCUACCCCUGCCUACAGCUUCCACACUUCCUAGGCAACAUAUCAUGCCCUUUCAGAUCCACAAUCAUUACCCAGGGUUGGUUUAUAAAUAAAUGCUGCCAUUGCCAUAUUUAACCAGAUGGGCGAGCCAUCUAAUGGUGGCAGUAUGCAUAGUGGUAACGAAGUGAUUUCCCCUCUUUGUAUCCUUUGUUUUGCUUGUGAAAGGAACAUACAUGUACGUAUAUCAGUGUUCCUCAAACUAAUCCUCAGGGACCCCAGGCAGGGAGCUGGGGGGAGCAAAAAUGAGGACUGUCUGGCAAGGAGAUGGGAGGGAACAAAAGCAGGGACCAUCUGGGGCUUCCCAAGCGACCGGGUUGGGAAACACUGACAUAUAUCAACAUGCAUGUUAAGAGCUAAGAUUUGUCUAAUGAGACAAGUGAGUGUGGUUUGAAGGGUACCAUAAAUAAUAGAUGAAAGGAUACAAAACAUCCACUUUAGUCAUCCUUUACAGCUCCAGAACCAUCCAAAGCUCAUCUAUAAUGGAGGAUUUCUUUGCAGGAUAGUGGGCAGAUGGGAAUAUGAGCAUGGAAACAGGCCACAGGAUCGGUAUGUGCUGGCAGAAAUCAUACCCUUUGUUGCCUUGCUUCACCAGAUGGGGCGCCGCUGAGAAUAACUUUUUUAUCUAAAAAUGAAUGGAUGUGAUCAAGAUGGAGAGGGUGGUCACACAUCUUCCCUAGGUGCAGCUUUUGCAUUCGAGCAUAACCCCAGAACACAACACUGGCCCUCCGAUGAUGUUUCCUUCACCAAGCAGGAGGGAGGCUCCCGUUGCCCAUGGAGCAGGCCACCCCUCGAUAUCUCCUGGACAAUGUGGACCCAGCUUUAGGGCAGUGGUGGGGACUCGUUGCUGGUCACCUGAGCCAGCAGUGCACAGUGCAAACACUCAUCACUGGAGCAUGUGGACACAGAGCUUUAGGGCAGCAGUGAGAAUUUGUCACUGACCACCUGAGCCAGCAACACAUAGUGCAAACACUCAUUACUGGUGCUCCAAUACCACAGAGAGAGGUUCACAGAAGUGUCCCAUGGGCCUCACUUCAGAGCAACCAGUACUGCAAAAGACAGCUCCCCGGAGGUAGCAGAGAAGGAUACUCAGUGUAUCUCUCUGAUUGGGGGAUACUCAGUGUACCUCUCUGAUUGGGGAUACUCAGUGUACCUCUCUGAUUGGGGACACUCAGUGUAACCUCUCUGAUUGGGGAUACUCAGUGUACCUCUCUGAUUGGGGAUACUCAGUGUAACCUCUUUGAUUGGGGAUACUCAGUGUAACCUCUCUGAUUGGGGAUACUCAGUGUACCUCUCUGAUUGGGGAUACUCAGUGUACCUCUCUGAUUGGGGAUACUCAGUGUAACCUCUCUGAUUUGGGAUACUCAGUGUACCUCUCUGAUUUGAACUGUUUGUCGCACACAGCAUUGUAAAAAGUUCUGGGAAACAAUCCAAUCAAACAAUGCAAACUAUUACCCUGUGCCUCUGUGGUCCUGUCUACAGCAAUAGUGUAGCCAGGAUCUACUUUGAAUGUGGUAUUUUGGUAUGUAACUGUAUUUUAUUGUCUGUAUUUACCAUGUCAAACAUCGGCUUACAAAGUUUGGUCUACAUUUAACAGUGCAAAAUGGCAUUCUGUAGAUGGGAAAGAUCAGUGGAGUACUGUAAAUAUUACAGCUGAUUUUGGUUUUAUCUAAAAUUUCAGUACAUGGUCCAGUCUAGAAUUAGGCUAGCUGAAGUAUCCCAAAGCUUUCAGUGAAGUUGUAAAUGUUACAAAUCUAUAAACUUGACAGGACAUACUUUAAAAAUAGUUUAACUUUACUGUAUGUGAGUAGAAUUCCAGAAAUGGUUACGAAAUAUAUAUUUCUCUAUUUAUUGAACUGCUCAAUAGUAGCAGUAAGGAUUUUCGGUGUCCUGAUGUAGCUUCAGUUCAGGUACAUGUACACAGUGUUUUUAUAGGUGCAGUGUAUGUGAUUGUAUUUCUUGAUGCAUCUUUACUGUAAGUUACUACAUUCCAGAUCGAUGCAUUUGCUGACCAAUCAGUGCCAGCUGAUAGUCUGUCUCCCAAAGUCCCUCUUUAUGGUACAUUGAUGUAUCGAGAGAAGUCACUCUCUGAGGGCUCCUGAAUCCCUUUGAGCUACGUUCAGCUGAGAGUGUCAGGCAAGCACUCUUAUGGGGAACCUGUUUUGUAACUAUGGCCAUAAAAACACACUUAGAGCCAAGGUAAUAAGUCAAGGGAGAAGUGUUGGUAACUAUGUAGAUACAUGUACAUUUUUGUGAGGUUAGAUCACUGCAUGUCUUCUGAUAAUUAGCCAAAAACAGAAGCAAAGUUUGAGCUUUCCAUCCCAUUCAUCUUGCAAAGACCUCGGGCUGCAUCUAUGUUUGCUGGGAAAUUCUCAAAGUGAUAAUAUUGGCCUCAAUUUUCUCUAUGUAUGCACUGAAUUUCCUAAUAUUUGGCAUUAUUGUCAGAAGCAUUCACUCAUUGUGGAGAACCACUAAGAAACAUGCACGUGGACACAUGAGAGAGGCCACAUGACACCCGCAGAGUGCUCUGUGACACUCCAAUAGGGGUGCCACAUGACAGCCACAGAGUGUGCUGGUCCUGUAAUUGCCUUAACUAAUCAAUACAAGAGCUGUAGCUCAGCUCAGUCAGGUGAAGCCACAUUACAUGCAAUACAAUCUGCUGGAAAAUUACCAAAAAUAAGAAAGAAAGAAAAACCUACCACUGUGUUUCCAGAAAUGACUGACACAACAUGAUGGGUGGGGACUCCGUUGAUUUGUGGUACAGGUUGGAACGAUGGAGUCCCGAUGCUGUCAUUGGUCAUCCUCCAUCAUAUGACCUCAGCAGCCACUGAGUAAACAGCCAUUAGAAGUGAAUACCUACCACAUUGUCUUUUUUAUAUGCCUGUGUCUAUGCUAAACCUGGCUGUAUUUAUGUCCACAUACUAAGUAAACCAAGAUAACCCGGCUUGCUUCUGAAAUACGGAGCUGAAGCAUUGUUAAAUGGCAGACAGACCUACCCUGGGUCCUGUCAAGUGUUCAGUCCUCCCAAAAGCCUACAGAAGCUCCACUUUUGCUCUGCUGCACUUUACUGGGCCAUGGGACAGAGAGCUAUGUAGAUGUACAUUUCAUUUGAAUGAGCAUUUCUUCCCCUUAUCAUUGUGACCUUGGUAAGGGCUGCUUCCCAGGAGCAGUGUUGCUUAUCGUAUUGUGGUGCCAUCGGCCUAUUUUUAGCAAGAGUGGAUUAAAAGUAUUGAAUGACAUCAAAGCCACAGAUGCAGUAUAGAUGCAGAGUACAUUUCAUUCUAGAUGGUGAACACCUAUGUGUGUCCACAGACUCAGUCCCAUAUGAUAGAGUACAUUUCAAUCUAGACGGUUAACAUCUAUGUGUGUCUACAGACCCAGUCCAUAUGAUAGUUUGGUGUGCAGCAGUCCAAGGACACAGGGAAGAUGAGACCCUUGGCUCGGCUCACUUUUCCUCACCAAUCUUAGCUGUUGGAUACAACAUGAUGGAGUGAAUAAAAAG